This is a messenger RNA of Liolophura sinensis, 744 nucleotides long. Its product is annotated as cytochrome P450 4B1-like. Lineage: Eukaryota; Metazoa; Mollusca; Polyplacophora; Chitonida; Chitonidae. The transcript is spliced from 8 exons. Gene Ontology annotation, molecular function: oxidoreductase activity, acting on paired donors, with incorporation or reduction of molecular oxygen; heme binding; monooxygenase activity. The coding region runs from base 1 to 744 and encodes 247 amino acids. The record is from RefSeq and is a predicted model, not a curated record.
AUGUAUAAAGCCACGCCCUCUACACCUCUAGACCACGUGGCAUUGUACGGGGCACACCUUAAUGACCAAGAUGUCAUCAGGAAAACCCAUCUGGAUUUUCUGGAUAUCUUAUUGGCUGCUCGUGAUGAUAACGGAGUUGGAUUUUCCAAAGUGGAUAUGAGGGCAGAAGUAGACACGUUUUCAUUUGAAGGGCAUGACACAACAGCGAAUGGCACAUCCUGGGCAAUCUACGCGCUUGCAAAGUACCCCGAUAUCCAGGAGCAGGUGCAUCGGGAGGUCCGUGAAGUGCUGGGCGACAGAAAAGACUACAGCUGGGCCGAUCUUCAAAAAUUGACAUAUACAUCGAUGUUUAUCAAAGAAGUCUUGAGAAUGUUUUCUCCAGUACCCGGUAUUGGUAGGGAAGUUUCAAAACCACUGGUGAAUGACGGAGUCGAACUUCCAUUUGGGAUGACUAUAAUCAUUUCCCUGUUCGUCAUGCAUCACAAUCCCGAUGAGUUCCGACCAGAAAGAUUUGCUAAAGAAAAGUUUUCAAGAAGAGAUCCUUAUUCUUUUGUGCCAUUUUCAGCAGGGCCGAGGAAUUGUAUAGGACAGAACUUUUCUAUGAACGAGGAGAAGGUACUGCUGGCACGCAUUGUCAAUAGGUUUCGCCUGGAGUUGGACACAGAUCACGAUAUUGUCAUGAUCCCUGAACUGAUCAUGCGUGCCCAGAACGGCAUCAAGGUCAAUGUCUAUCCAAGGACGUGA